Bactrocera tryoni is the source of this 2415-nucleotide messenger RNA. It is a transcript of the gene Cog2, whose product is annotated as conserved oligomeric Golgi complex subunit 2. NCBI's taxonomy places the organism in Eukaryota, Metazoa, Arthropoda, Insecta, Diptera, Tephritidae. Bases 213 to 2360 code for a protein of 715 amino acids. Gene Ontology annotation, biological process: protein transport; Golgi organization; intra-Golgi vesicle-mediated transport. Gene Ontology annotation, cellular component: COG complex; membrane. The record is from RefSeq and is a predicted model, not a curated record. The transcript has 4 exons.
UACACUCACUCUUUCCAAUUAUUCGUGAUGCUUUCGAAUGUUAUGGAGUUUUACCAUUACUAGAUUUACAUUUUUCAGCUGUGCAAGUGUCAAAAUUGAUCAAUUGUCAAUAUUCGCUAUUCGUGGCAAAGAGAUUUGUUUACUUGUUUGUUUUCCCAGUAAAAAAUAAAUAAUAGUUUCUAAUACAUUGUUUAAAAUUCAAUCUUAAAGUAAUGCAAGAACACAAUAAAAGUUUUCGAAACAUUGAAGGUGACAAAAGCUCGACGACUUUAUGUUUUGACAAACAUGAUUUCAUGAAGGGAAAUUUUUCUGUCGAUGAAUUUUUACAUAAAAAUCGAAAUGCACCAAGCUUGGAGCAGCUUCGGGAUGACUUGGGUAUAUAUUUGAAAGACUUGAGGUCCUCGAUGAUCGAUCUCAUUAAUGAAGACUAUGCUGACUUUGUAAGUUUGUCAGCAAACCUUGUUGGAUUAGAUCAAUCCAUCGAAGAUAUUGAAAAUCCUUUGGUUCAGUUCCGUAAAGAAGUCGAAAAUAUUCGUUCUCUGCUCAAAGAAUGUGCUUCAGAAGUGCGGCAAAAUUUGGAGAAAAAGCAACAGUUUCGUGUUCAAAAGCGAAAUUUGCAAUGUUAUCAGAAAGUGGAAGAAACCUUGCAUAAGAUUGAGAAUUUAUUAGCACAUCAAUUAAAAGAAGACCUAAAACCAAUUGAUUUAGAGCGUACAGCACUUGAAUUAAUUCAACUACAAUUCAAUCAAAAAUUUUGUUGGGAUAUGUUAAAUGAUGAACAGAAAAACAAUUCCCAAAGAUUACAAAAUGACGUUUUCGCUAAAUUGCGAAUAUUUUUUAAUGAUUCUCUAAAAAGUUCAACGAGCACAUGUUCGGAACUAUUGGAACGAUGCUUAAGGAUUUAUAUCACUCUUGAUGCUUGUCAAAUGGCAGAGCAAGUAUUUCGUGAAGACAUCGUUGCGCCUUAUAUGAGCGCUACCAUUUCGGAACAUUGUCUGCAAAAUUCUCCCCAAGGUCUGUCGGGAAUAUACGGAAAGAUUUUAAAUUUCAUAUCACUCCACAUGACCGAUUUGCUUCGCUUGACACAUUACACAGACAAACUAAGCGGUUUUAAUUUUUUGGUAAACAGCUUUUGGGUGGAUGUAGAAAUGCGUUUAGAAACACAUAUGUCAUCGAUCUUUGCCCCGGGUAAUUCCGAUGUAUUCUACAUGAAAUAUAAGUGUACAAGAGAUUUUUUGUCAAAGAUCGAAACGCUUUUGGCAAAUGACGAUGCAGUAAAAAGUUUCAAGGAACAUAAACAAACAUUCAGUUUCCAAUCGCGAUGGAAUCUACCAGUUUAUUUCCAAAUAUGUUUUCAGGAGAUAGCAGGAGAAUUUGAGACUGCACUGGUACCUUUGCUACAUGCAGACAUGAUGAAUUGUAAAUCAAAAGCAAUAGAUUCUCGCUAUCAAUUGAACGCAUUUAAUAGUGCAUCUAAAGCUAUAGAACACUGUUGGAAAGAAGGUGUCUACCUCUCUGAGAUUUUUCCAAAAUUUUAUAAACUAAGCGUCCAAAUUUUACUACGACUUUCUCGGUGGAUCUCCGAUGUUUUACAGCUCAUUACAAAAUCCAGCUCCAAAAACAAGAACAACUCUGAUUGUUCUAUUCAAAUCAACAAAAUUAUUGUACUAAUAGCAUUGCAUGCCGAUGUGCAGGUGCUAAUUGAACAAUUGCCUGAAAUAGAACGACAUAUCGUUAUAAAUGUGCCCAAUGAGCUACAAAGUGAUGUAGACGUGUGUAAUGUUGUUGCGAAAUCGGUCGCCGACGUGCGGGAAACACUUGACGGCCAUCUAGGUGCGGUUCAAGAUGCGCUAGUCGACAUAUUAAUAUCUGAAAGUGGUAUAGAAAGUGUUCGUCAGGUUAAAGAUUUGCCACGUUUGUAUCGGAAAACUAAUCGCGACACACCUACGAAGCCAUCUCCCUACAUUGAUCAGAUGCUACGUUCUUUGAAAUCCUUUCAAAAUGAACAAAGUUCACAACUUGGAAAUGCUAUCGCCACCAAUGUUUUAUUGAAAGUUUGCUCAAAAAUAACUAAAGAUUAUUACGUUGCAGUUAAGGAUGUCCUCACAUCAGUGCAGAAAACAGAGGAGUCAUUACGUCGUUUGCGCAACCUUAAGACCGGUGCUUCAACUGUUCUUACAACAGGUGCAACAACAAUGUCAGAUGAUGAUAAAAUUCGAUUACAACUUCACGUAGAUGUCAUUGCAUGGACUGGAGAAUUGGCCAAAAUGGGUCUAAUGCCUUCACAAGUGGAUGACUUGCUCGAAUUAAAUAACAUUGUCGAAGCGAGCACGAAAUUGAAGGAAUCCAAAGAUAAUUAAUAAGAACAGCACAAUAAAGUUGUAAUAUUUGAUAAAUACAUAUAUUACUAAGCAU